Fomitopsis serialis is the source of this 1045-nucleotide messenger RNA. Its product is annotated as glutathione S-transferase C-terminal-like protein. The coding region runs from base 311 to 988 and encodes 225 amino acids. The transcript has 7 exons. The record is from RefSeq and is a predicted model, not a curated record. NCBI's taxonomy places the organism in Eukaryota, Fungi, Basidiomycota, Agaricomycetes, Polyporales, Fomitopsidaceae.
GCGGGAGAUUUCGUCUAGUGAUGUACACUUGAACCCUUGGUAACUAGGCCAGGGUUCGCGGCCGUUGGCCACGACACUUACCCUUGCUCGACCACUUCCAACGUCACGAAGAAUCUGUAUGUACGAUCCAUCGCGGAUGCGUGAUCUGCGCUCCGUACUUAUCGGGCCUUGGAAGGCACUGGCAGAUAUCCGUUUAAGCCGGCCGCUGAGAGUGCGCCUGUAUAUAAAGGCAACAUGAGCCCCCGAAUCCCAGUUGCAGCAGCACACCGGCAGUCGCCUCUACCGAACCAAGACACGGGUCGGGACCACCAUGUCGCAUGGAAAACAGUUCACGUUGUUCACGCAUGCCAUGGGUCCCAACGGCUGGAAGGUCGCAUAUGUCCUCGCCGAGCUGGGCUUGGACUACGAGCCGAGAUACCUCGAAUUCGACAAGCAGGAGCAAAAGAGCCCUGAGCACUUGAAAUACAACCCGAACGGACGCAUCCCGACGUUGAUAGACCAUGGGAACGACGACUUCGUCAUAUGGGAAUCCAACGCGAUCAUGGUGUACCUCGUUGAGAAGUACGACAUUGAGCGCAAGAUUUCAGUUUCGGAUGCCGACGAGAAAGCCCAGCAACUCCAGUGGCUCUUCUUCCAAGCUUCCGGCCAGGGCCCCUACUACGGACAGGCAGCCUGGUUCAAUCGGCGGCAUCCCGAGAAAAUACCCAGCGCCAUUGAACGCUACCAACAGGAAGUCAUCCGUGUCCUCGGCGUGCUGGAGAGCGUCCUCUCCAAGCAGGAUUGGCUUGUCGGUGGCAAGUGUACCAUCGCCGACAUAUCCUUCGUCCCUUGGAACGCAGGUCUCACCCUGAGCCUGCUUUUGGGCAACAAAACUGACUUCAACCUCGAGCGAGACUUCCCUGCCGUCAACAGGUGGCAUAAUGCUAUGGUGACAAGAAAGGCGAUUGCCGAGCAGAUACAGCUGAGAGAGUCCCUGGUGACGCCGUAAAAGAGGUCGUAACUUAGCGUAUGAUGAACAUCAACUCCGGCCCAUAUUUUAAACGUC